This is a messenger RNA of Protobothrops mucrosquamatus (brown spotted pit viper), 574 nucleotides long. Its product is annotated as leucine-rich repeat LGI family member 2-like. The transcript has 6 exons. The annotation marks the transcript as partial. Lineage: Eukaryota; Metazoa; Chordata; Lepidosauria; Squamata; Viperidae. Gene Ontology annotation, molecular function: protein binding. The record is from RefSeq and is a predicted model, not a curated record. Gene Ontology annotation, biological process: inhibitory synapse assembly.
GAGCCUGGUCAAUGGAACUUUUCCCGAAAUAAAAGACAGAAUGUUUUCUCACCUGCCUUCCUUACAGUUGCUGCUGCUGAAUUCUAACUCGUUUACCGUCAUAAGGGACGACGCCUUCAGUGGGCUUUUUCAUCUGGAGUACCUAUUUAUCGAAGGGAAUAAAAUUGAAACCAUUUCGAGGAACGCUUUUCGUGGUCUUCGAGACUUGACUCAUCUCUCUCUCGCCAAUAACCAGAUUAAAGCUUUGCCAAGGGACAUCUUCAGCGAUUUGGAUUCUCUGAUCGAACUAGACUUGAGGGGAAACAGGUUUGAGUGCGACUGCAAAGCCAAGUGGCUGUUUUUGUGGUUAAAGAUGACAAACUCCACCGUUUCCGAAGUCCUGUGUGUUGGUCCGGCAGAAUUUCAAGACAAGAAAUUAAACGACGCCUUGAGCUUUGACGAUGAAUGCACCACUACAGAUUUUGUUGUCCAUCAGAUUUUGCCCUAUCAAUCAGUGUCGAUUGACACAUUCAACUCUAACAACGAUGUCUAUGUUGCCAUCGCACAACCCAAUAUGGAAAACUGCAUGGUGCUA